UCAGAGGACAGAGUCUGAAGAGUUUCCUCCUCUAACCACGGAUGAGUUGUUGUUACAUCCACCCUCUACAGUCCGUAUAAACUUGCAGAAUUUGUGCGCGUGGCCGUUUGCCUCCAGCCCGUUUGCGGGAUGAAAGCCAAGUGGUGGAGCUGUGUGUUGGGACUGCUCUGCAUGCCUGCUGAGGUGAUACUGAAAUCAUACACGGCUUCACAAAGCCCGUCAUCUAUCUCAUAUGUGAGGGUCAAUUCAUCGAUGGAGAUUGAAUGCAGCAGCAACCUGGAGAAACCCACUGGCCUCAGUUUUAAAAGGCACUUCCUUGGAGAUGAGCAGAUUCUGUACCUCUUCUACGGGGAUGGUGCUGGAAAACUAACCAAAAAAGCAACAUUUAAAGAAAGAAUUGAUGUAAUCCAAAACCAGCCGAAAACGGGGGACCACCGUAAGGUCAGGAUCAAGCUGUUCCAGAUGGGGCGGAAUGACACAGACUUGUAUUACUGCAGUUGGACCUACAUGAAUGAAACUAACUAUGUUGAGUUAUCCCUUGAGAGCAAUGGCACCGUCAUCAUCGUCUCAGAGCAUGGACCAGAGAUAAAGGGCAGUGACCAUGCUCUUGAAAUGACCUUGAUCUACUCUAGCAUUGCAGCAUUUACCUUCAUAUUGAUCGUCAUCAUCGGCAUAAUGACUGUGAGGUGCAGGAGGUUUAAAAAGGAUUUCACACCUGACAGACCUUAUGCACCUCCCUUACCUCCAAGACCUUCACGAGCCCCCAGACCCAUUCAGCCUGGGAACAUUUACCCGCAGGAGCCGAACCCCUAUCAUUGCCCCUACAUGAUGACAUCUACAAACGACUACGGCAUCUGGUGACGCCCAGAGCAGAAGCGAAAAGACCAUACAAAUCUGAGGCCUGCAAGUGAAGGACGCUAAAGCUACUCUGUCUGACUUAGAGGAACUGCUAUCUUUAAAAUCAGCUUUUAGCGAUGCCUUCAUCUUUUACAAACAAAUGACUGUUUUUGCUUGCAGAAGUGUGUCUCAGCCACCACAUCCUGAAUGAACCGAAGUGUGUAUGCAUGUGAGGCAGAACUCUGUGAUGGAAAACUGCAAAGAAAAACUUUCUUUACAUAUUCUGAUUGUCAAGAUUUACUUGACCCGUUAAGUUGUUCCAUGUACGUCAUGUUGUCAAAUUAUUUCAUGACUGAAACAUAAAUAUAGGAAAGGAUUUAACAUAAAUUUCUGUCUAUUCAUAAAAUUAGAAAGGUGCUUUGAAGUAUCACCCAGAGGAUUUAAACUUUUGCUGCUCAGCUGUGCACCAUUUAGAUUAAUUGCAUGUGUGAUUUUACUACUUGGAAAAAAUCCAAGGCCUGAGAGGUUUGUAAAAAAUAUCUGUAUAACAAAGGAAAGGUGAACGCACGGUCAUGGAGACGUUUAAAGGAGAGCUAUGGAGACAUCAAAGGAUAAAACAACUUCUGGUACAAAUCCUACAGAGCACUUUUUAAUCUCUCAUCUAAAUAUGCAUAUUACAUUAUUUCAAACCAAUUAAGACAUGAAGGUCCACCUUUGUCACAGUGAGCAAAAACAAUGGAGCAGCUAAGAAACUCAUAGCAAAAGUAGAGGAUCAAGAUCAACGAUGACACGAGGUUGAUACAUGUAGGGUGUACGCCACAUUUAAAACCAUUGCAUCAUUUCACAUCCGUUUGACAGUUUGUUUUUUUUUGUAAUUUUUGUCACACGGAGUCGCAUUAAAGAUAUUUGAAGACUGUCGUUGUGAAAUGAAAAAAUAAAGUG
Messenger RNA from Cyprinodon variegatus (sheepshead minnow), 1779 nucleotides. RefSeq lists its product as uncharacterized. The coding region runs from base 130 to 861 and encodes 243 amino acids. Lineage: Eukaryota; Metazoa; Chordata; Actinopteri; Cyprinodontiformes; Cyprinodontidae. Gene Ontology annotation, molecular function: signaling receptor activity. The record is from RefSeq and is a predicted model, not a curated record. Gene Ontology annotation, biological process: adaptive immune response. Gene Ontology annotation, cellular component: membrane. The transcript has 4 exons.